GUAAUAUUUUGUUGUUUCGAAUCCGCCAUCUAAUUAUGAGUGGUUCUGGAAAAGGUCUUCUCGGGGUGUGGUUAUACAGAAGAGGCGACAAUUGGGCUAUUAAAGAAGGAAGCCCCAUUCACAAGUCGAGUGAUAUCCCCAUGGUCGAGCGCAAAUCGAACAACGAUAACAAGAAUUCCGUCGUUUUUUCGUUGAAAAAUCAAAUCGGCGGUUUGGCACGAGCGUUGCAAGUUUUUCAGGAUUUGGGAGUGAAUGUCAUUCACAUCGAGUCACGGAAAUCUGUGCGCCGCGGUUCGGAAUACGAGAUCCUCGUCGAUGUCGAAUGCGAUUCGAAAAGGAUGGAACAGUUGACGAGAAUGUUGAGCCGAGAAGUUGCCGCCAUUAAUUUAGCGCAAUACGAGCAAAUGGGAAGUAUCCCUCACGCUCCAUCGCUUUCCGCGGCUCCAAGUUUUGAUUUCAGUGAGGUAGAUAUGCCAUGGUUCCCACGAAAAAUAUCGGAUCUAGAUCAGGCUCAAAACGUGCUCAUGUACGGAUCCGAAUUGGACGCAGAUCAUCCCGGCUUCAAAGACCCGAUCUAUCGCAAACGUCGUGUACAAUUUGCGGAUAUCGCGAACAAUUACAGAUAUGGCCAAGCGAUUCCUCGAGUUCAGUACACGCAGGAGGAGAUCAAGACAUGGGGUACCGUUUUUCGUGAAUUGCAUCAUCUUUAUCAGAAACAUGCUUGCAACGAAUAUCUUGAGAAUUGGCCAAAAUUGGUGAAAUAUUGCGGUUAUAGAGAGGAUAAUAUACCACAGUUACAAGAUGUAAAUGUUUUUUUGAAACGCACUACUGGAUUUCAACUUCGACCCGUGGCUGGCUACCUAUCACCGAGAGACUUUUUGGCUGGUCUUGCUUUUCGAGUAUUUCAUUGCACUCAAUAUAUUCGACAUUCGUCCGAUCCGUUUUACACACCUGAACCAGACUGCUGUCACGAAUUGUUGGGUCACAUGCCGCUUCUAGCGAAUCCAAGUUUCGCUCAAUUCUCUCAAGAACUUGGACUGGCUUCGCUCGGAGCUUCGGACGAGGAUAUCAAUAAAUUAGCAACUCUUUAUUUCUUUACCGUGGAAUUUGGAUUAUGUAAGCAAGAUGGCAUACUUCGCGUUUAUGGGGCAGGUUUAUUAUCUUCCGUCGCGGAACUGAAACACGCGGUCUCCGUUCCUGAGAAAACUUUCCGAUUCGAUCCGGAGGUAACUUGCAAACAAGAGUGUAUCAUCACUGCGUUUCAGAAUGCUUAUUACUAUACGGACAGUUUUGAAGAGGCAAAGGAAAAAAUGCGAGCAUUUGCAAACCAAAUACAACGACCGUUUGGAUUACGGUAUAAUCCUUAUACGCAAUCGGUGGAAGUGUUGACGGAUGCUCAAAAAAUCACGGCAGUAGUCAGCGAGCUCAGAGGUGAUCUUUGUAUCGUUUCGAACGCUCUCAGGAAGAUACAAGAGCAGGAUGAUACGGUGGAUAUUGAGAGAAUAACUAAUCUUUUAACUCAAGGAAUCGAAUUACCUCAAGAUACUUCGUCUUCCGAUAGCGAUAUCGAUAAAAGUCCUAAUAUAGAGACACCGGAAAGAUCAGUACGAAAUCAAAAUAAUAUAUAUUCCGAUGAUAAUAUAAUCAAUGCUCAAGAUUAAAAAAAAAAAAAUUUGUUUCAUAAGUAAUUAAAAUUUGAUGCGCAUAGUAAA
Apis dorsata (giant honeybee) is the source of this 1712-nucleotide messenger RNA. It is a transcript of the gene Trhn, whose product is annotated as tryptophan 5-hydroxylase 1. Gene Ontology annotation, molecular function: tryptophan 5-monooxygenase activity; iron ion binding. Gene Ontology annotation, cellular component: neuron projection. Gene Ontology annotation, biological process: aromatic amino acid metabolic process; serotonin biosynthetic process. Lineage: Eukaryota; Metazoa; Arthropoda; Insecta; Hymenoptera; Apidae. The record is from RefSeq and is a predicted model, not a curated record. Bases 36 to 1661 code for a protein of 541 amino acids. The transcript is spliced from 12 exons.